GUUGAGCUAACAUAAAUGUUAUCUCUUAAUGUUUAUAAAAAAUGGGCAAUGAAGGCAGCAAACUAAAAGGGCUGAUUAUUGAUAAAAACGCUAUCGAAGUGAAUGAUUUUUGGGCACUCUACAAUGCCGAAUCGCCAACAACAUGCAACGAGGAGGGCGGCGGCGGCCAGGAGCUCUCCAUAUUCAAAGGUGAAGUUCUCGUCAAGGGCCAGCUGUGGGCGGCCCAAGGGCCAAUGGAACGUGCCAUAAAGAAUCUGAUGAUCUAUCGCCAUCCGUAUAUACUGAAAUACAUGUCAACAUGGGAUGAGUCCGGCCAGAAACAUUUGGCCACGGAACGCGUGAGACCCCUCAACGAUGUGCUGGCCCAGCAGAGCGACAUACAGGUGUGCCUUGGUUUGCGCACCAUACUCUGCAGUCUGAUAUUCCUGAUUGAGAAGGCGAUGGCCCGACAUCUCAACAUAUGCACACAAUCCAUUUAUGUGACGGACAAGGGCAGCUGGCGCUUGGCCGGCUUUGAGUUUGUGUGGAAGGCAAAGGACUUGAACCAACAGCUUAUUGACUUGGCGCACAGCUUUCGCCAGCCCUUGGCCCGAGACUCGGCCAACAGCGAACUGGGCCUGGAACAGUUCGCCUUUGCCACCCUCUGCGAGCAGGUGCUGGACAAGUGCGGCCCCCACGAGGGCAAAGCCAGCACGCCGUACGUAAAAGAAUUUCGCGAGUAUUGCAGCACACACCUGAAGCACCUCAAUGUUGAGAUGCGUCCCAAGCUAUCGGCCGUGCUCUUGCAUCCCUAUUUCAAUCACGAAUUCGUACUAAUCCAUUCAUUUCUGUUCGAGCUGCCCUUGAAGUCGGUGCAGGAGCGUCAGCAAUUCUUUAGCAAUCUAAUUGAACGUCUGCGUUGCUUCGAUGAGCAAGUGGUUGCCUCCCAGCUGGCCAGCGAUCUGCUGUCGCGCAUGGUACUGCUCGAUCCCACCGCCCAGCACUGCGUCACGCCCUACGUGCUGCGCACCAAGACAGAGAACGGCACCGCCGCCCUCUUCUCGCCGCAAACCUAUUUGCAUUAUCUGCUGCCGCAUAUAUUGAAAAUGUUUCGAUUGCGCGAUGCACAGAUUCGACUCAUUCUGCUGGACUACUUCAUGGAGUAUGUGCGUCUGUUGAGCGACGAGCAGCUGAAGAGCGAAAUAUUGCCGCAUUUGCAGCUGGGCAUGAGCGAUACCAACGAUGUGCUCGUGGCCAAGACAUUGCGCUGCCUGGCCGAUCUGGUGCCCAUACUGGGUGCAGCCACUGUGCUGGGCGGAGAUCGGAGACGUUGCUUCUCCGACGGACGACCCCAUGCGGCCGUCUCCACGGACAGCAGCGCACCCUGGACAGAGCCGCGCUCGAUUACGCCGCUCAUGAACGGCAGCGCUGUGGAUGCCGUGGACUAUAUGGUCUCGGGCAGUCCAUUGCCUGUGGAGACCAAUGUGGCGCCGAUGCCAUUGCGCUUGAGCCCGGAUGGCGGCGAGGACGAGAAGAGCAUCACAAAUCUGAGUGAGAAACCGUUGGAGCUCAGCCAGAGCAGCAGCAGCGGCGGCGGCGAAAGCAAUWCGGAGAAUGCCAACAGCUCCCCGAGCAGCGCGGCGCACGAACAGACAUUGGUCAAUGAUGAGGAUGAGGAUGGCGCGUGGUCCGAUUGGGAGAAUACGGACGAACUGCAGCGGCUGCAUGUCAAGCAGGAGGCCUUGGAUGAGCUGAAUCUAAACAAUUUGGAGACCAAUAGCAGCACAUCGACACAGGCCACCCAACCUUCGCUCACCGACUCAUUCCGCACCGCCUGCUCCAGUCUAUCGACAGCCGCUACAAAGACCUCCGCUCCACCGACCAAUCGCAUGCUCAUCGAUGAUCUCAGCGCGCUGGACAUACAGGUGCAAUUGACAACGCCGGCCAAUACCACGGAGUCGGCUGAGUUUGACUUCUUCAAGGACAUGGAGCCGGUGAUUGAGACAAAGAUCGCCGCCAUCACUGAACCGGAAAUUGUCCAAAUCGAUGCGAGUCGCUUUGCGGCGGCUGCGACAGCCUCGAAUGACCAUGAAACCGAUGCCGAGGCCGAUCAGGGUUGGGGUCAUGAUGAAGAUGAGGAUGAUGUUGUCUGGGGCAACGAUGCGGAGACCUCCAAGGUCUAGUAGUUAUCCUAAGCUGUCCAAAAUCUAUCGAUCUUAAGCCUAUAUCUGCCGUCGUUCUUCUUGUUCCAUUCUAGUUUAAUUUUAAUUGUCAUUGUCAUUGUCAUUGUCAUUGGUAAUCCUUUCACAUUUACAAAUUUA
This is a messenger RNA of Drosophila arizonae, 2300 nucleotides long. RefSeq names its product protein-associating with the carboxyl-terminal domain of ezrin. The record is from RefSeq and is a predicted model, not a curated record. NCBI's taxonomy places the organism in Eukaryota, Metazoa, Arthropoda, Insecta, Diptera, Drosophilidae.